UCUCUGCGCCCGCCUCCCGUCCUCCCUCGCUCUCUCCCCUCCCCAGCACUGCAGCAUUUGCCGACUGCAGCUCCAGCCGCCGCCCGCGCCUCCUCGGCCUCCGCAGCCUCCGCCGCCGCCAGCACCAUGGCCAGCACCUUGUCCGCCUACAAGGAGAAGAUGAAGGAGUUGUCAGUGCUGUCGCUCAUCUGCUCCUGUUUCUACUCACAGCCGCACCCCAACACCAUCUACCAGUAUGGGGACAUGGAGGUGAAGCAGUUGGACAAGAGGGCCUCUGGCCAGAGCUUCGAGGUCAUCCUCAAGUCCCCUUCUGACCUGUCCCCUGAGAGCCCAGUGCUCUCCUCUCCCCCCAAGAGGAAGGACACCUCCCUGGAGGGGCUGCAGAAGCGGCUGGAGGCAGCUGAGGAACGGAGGAAGACGCAGGAGGCGCAGGUGCUAAAGCAGCUGGCCGAGCGGCGCGAGCACGAGCGCGAGGUGCUGCACAAGGCGCUGGAGGAGAACAACAACUUCAGUCGUCUGGCGGAGGAGAAGCUCAACUACAAGAUGGAGCUCAGCAAGGAAAUCCGCGAGGCGCACCUGGCGGCGCUGCGCGAGCGGCUGCGCGAGAAGGAGCUGCACGCAGCUGAAGUGCGCAGGAACAAGGAGCAGCGAGAGGAGAUGUCCGGCUAAGGGGCUGCGGACCAGAGGCGCCUGGACCCUGAGAGGAGACGUCUACACACGCGGGUUCUGGUUUCGUCUUGUCCCACUUUGUCUAGAUGCAACUUUGGUUCCUGCCCCCUCCCCACCCUGCACUCCUAGCUCAUGCUUCUCUUUCCGCUCUGAGCUGUCCAGUCCUUGUGGCCUGUCACUCUCCACAGGCUCUCCCUCAAGGAGCCACCAGAACAUGGCACACAGUCCCUCAGUUCAGGCACCAGGCCGGGCAGUGGCUGGGUCCCCUCUUGGUGGCCCUCUUAGCAGACGUGGUGGCAGCCUCAAUAAAUCCAGUGGUGGUAGCAGGAA
Messenger RNA from Acinonyx jubatus (cheetah), 999 nucleotides. RefSeq names its product stathmin 3 (gene STMN3). The record is from RefSeq and is a predicted model, not a curated record. Bases 127 to 669 code for a protein of 180 amino acids. Gene Ontology annotation, cellular component: neuron projection; cytoplasm. Lineage: Eukaryota; Metazoa; Chordata; Mammalia; Carnivora; Felidae. Gene Ontology annotation, biological process: neuron projection development; regulation of microtubule polymerization or depolymerization; microtubule depolymerization. Gene Ontology annotation, molecular function: tubulin binding. The transcript has 5 exons.